AUGCUUUCCAGGCUGGUCACAGGUUUACGCACAGUGAGCUUUGCUCGCUCUUUUGCUUCAUCAUCAAUAAUAAGACAAUCGGAACUAGUUAAACCAAUAGACAGUUCCGGUAAGGAGAUUGUUUCAGGAGCACCAAAGGACUUGGUGACAAGUAGAGUGGUGAGGAUAUACCAAGAAGCUAAGCCAGCUACACAGUCAGGCCAUCACAAUGGUGACCACUGGAAAUUGGACUGGGACGUUUUAGGAAAGGGCAAUAGAUGGGAGAAUGAUUUGAUUGGUUACCAAGGAUCAUCCGACUACAUGCAAGGUACCAUUAUGAAGUUUGACACUAAAGAAGCAGCAAUCAGAUUUGCAGAGAACCAAGGCUGGGACCACUACAUCCAGGAACCUAAAAAGAGACAUUUCAGAAAGAAAGAGUACUCUGCAAACUUUUACCACUCUGCUGGCCCAUUAAAACACAUUAGAACAAAGUAA
This is a messenger RNA of Lodderomyces elongisporus, 474 nucleotides long. RefSeq lists its product as uncharacterized. The coding region runs from base 1 to 474 and encodes 157 amino acids. The record is from RefSeq and is a predicted model, not a curated record. Lineage: Eukaryota; Fungi; Ascomycota; Pichiomycetes; Serinales; Debaryomycetaceae. Gene Ontology annotation, biological process: electron transport chain. The transcript has a single exon.